Molecule: messenger RNA, 5847 nt
Organism: Labeo rohita (rohu)
Lineage: Eukaryota; Metazoa; Chordata; Actinopteri; Cypriniformes; Cyprinidae
Product: CUB domain-containing protein 1-like
Exons: 9
Coding region: 430-2997 (855 amino acids)
Source: RefSeq, a predicted model, not a curated record
CCGAGGAAAACAGAAAAAAUCAUGUUGGUUUGUCUUGUAAAAGUGAACUAACACAGACGUUAAAUCCGGUGGAUUUUUAUGAGGAAAACUGAAAGAGGGAUUAAUUUAUUAUUUCCUAAUUUGUGAGUGAAUUUAAGGUUAAGUCUCUCGGAUCAAUCAGGAUCUCUUCGCUUAAUGUACGUUAAAGUUUUACUUGAAUAAUGCAAUCGCAUUUUUCCAGCUGUUGGAUCCUGAACGCAAGUUUGGACAGGUAACGUGCGCGCACACGCCCUUCUAUGAGCACAACAGGUAUCAGAAUCAGGAAGCGCCCGUGUCGUCAGACAAAGUCAAUCCACCAUGCGCGAUUCAAGGAUUUAAACCAAACAACAAUUUUAAAAACACACGCCUAUAUAUUAUUUUGGAAAGUUCAGGAACCUCUGAAGGAGAACGAUGGGUUCGUGUGUGUUUCCAGUGCUCAUUGGAUUGAUUUUACUGCAGAUUCACAAAAUCUCAGAGUGUCAUAAAAUAGAAGUGACCCCUGAUUCGGGCACCAUCGUAAUCUUCAGCAAGAAGCCAGGACAGGGUCUGGAUUGUAGUGUGUGUAAGGAUGAAGGUCCGUCUCAGACCUGUAACUCCAACCUCAGACUUACUGAAGCUAAGCCCACUGUCGUGACUUUCAACUGUUCUCAGCCGGGGGACGUCUUCACUGUGGAGAUCAAUCAACAAAUCGAGUGCUCAGCAACAAGCUGCGGGAUCACUGCAGUGCAUCCAGAUUCAACCCGAUUCCUUGAGUUCACCAGAACCUUCACCUGGGAUCUGAAGGUUCAGUCAGGCAGGAUGUUGCAGCUGGACUUCCCAUCUCCAGGAAUGAGACAGAUCAAGCCUUCAGAAUCCUGUCCAGACAAACACACCUACACCACCAUCACAUACCAGCGAGCAGGACCGGCCAACAUCGGCACGUUCUGUCGGAACGGUACCAUCAGUCGUAUUCAGGUCUUGUAUAGAGGUCGAGUGACUCUGGAGGUUCCCAAAGGUACAGACCUGAGCCCAUCUGACUUCAAAGUGACCAUGGGACCAGCAGCAACAGCACUAGUGGAGGUGGACGUCAAGCUGCCCAGAGGACCGUUUUCUGCUGAUUUCUUCACGCCAAACUAUGCCGCAGGCUGGUACAGUGAAGAAAAAAUCAAGUGGAACUUUGCUGUUAUGCCUAUGCAUAAUUUUACUGUACGCUUUCAACAAUACACUCCACCAGAAUGCCAAAAGAAAACUGUUGCAUGUGAUUAUGCACUCCGAGACAAGCCUCGAUUCUCAAAGGUCCCAACAGACGCUCAACCGACCAAUGAACUGGGAGAUUUCAGUCUGACUCUGGCCAAUUGUGAUGCAAAGAAAGGAGCGAACAUUCCUGGGCUUUCCUUGCACUUAAACGUGGAGGUGUUCAGGAGUGGGACUCCAUAUCUUUGCACUGUGGAUCUCCGGAAUGAGGAGGGAUUGAGUCUGCAAAUAGAAAAUAAAAACCCGGCGUCGUACUGUGAAAUGAGCAUGAACUCUGUGAUGCAGGAGAAAAUAGUGGUUCCUGCUGGCACCAAAGCUGACCUGUCCUUCCUCGACUGUCCCGUGCAGGAUCUGCAGCUGACAGCAACCAAAGUCAUAGACUGUCCCAGUGUGUCUGACCGUGAUAUCACCGGGACGUCCCUCACCAUUCCCACUUUGGAUCCCAAGCUUCCUGUUCCCCUCCAUCAGUUCACGUGGCUGCUCCGUGUGCAGGAUCAAGACACCGUGGAUCUCAUGGCUCCGAAGGGAAACCUGCACCAGUCUCUACCAGACAAGCAGUGUAACGAGAGAGUCUCGCUGCUCAUAUCUGAGACUGAGGGCUCACGCAUUGGCCAGUUUUGCUCUACAGCUGAAAGCACUAUCCAAAAAAUCCAAAUCAGAGGAAACGUUUCCAUCACCGUAACUCCUAAAAAUAUAAAAGACCUGAGCCAGGAGAAAGAAGCUUUAUUAAAAGUCGGCAUCAGUCCAGAGAUCUCUGAAAAUGUCAUCUACACUGUAUCUCCACUCAUUUCGGGACCCAUGUACCUUGCGACACCAAACUGGCCUGACGGCAUGAAUCCUUCCUCGUCCGUCUCAUGGGUCGUCUACGUUCCCCAAGACUACAAGGCCGAGCUGCUGCUCAACGACAGCAAGCCCAAAUGCGACACAGGCCACGCUGAGAUCGAGGUCGGACCGCUGGACUCUCAAGGCCAAACGCAGGCCUGGAGAGAAGAUCAGAGUUUCCCCAGCCCUGUCGUCCAGCAGCAGAGCUUCUACCUGAACAUGUCCAACUGUGAGCCCAAGAGCGACCGCUUUGCUGUGCUCUCAAAAAUCAGUCUGCAGAAGGAAACCAAGAAGUUCCUGGGCAUUAUCUUGGGUGUAGCCGGGGUGCUGCUGUUGUUGGUGAUCAUCGCACUAAUAGUUGUCUGCGUCAUUCGAAAAAGAAAAAACAAACCAAAGACCAACAGGUCCUCCAUUUACAUGCCCAGAGGGAAACCUUUCCUCCCGGGCAACGCCGUCUUCUCCAAAUCCAGAGCAGAUAAUGAGUCCCACGUCUACGCCUCUAUUGACGACCCCACCAUGUACGGACAUCCGGACAAGAACCGACCUUCAGAGGUUGACAACGGAGCCUGGAGCAACGGACAUCAGGUGGACGCGUACCGUCCGUUCACGGGCGCCACUGACCCCGUCCCGGCAGCUAAAGAUUCACCUGCUGACUAUUCGCUGGACAGGAGAGACGAAGAUGCAUUUCAGCCUUUCCUUAACCCGCCCAACACCUUUAACCUCCCGAGGCCUCGCUCGCCGCUCAUAUCACAGGGAAGCUUAGGAUUCGAAGAUCGUAGGAUGAUGGAUUACACGCUAAACACUUUCAAGAGUGGCGGGGAUAUAAAUCCCAUUCGUCUGUCUACCGACGAAUCCAGACUGCAGCCGCAAAUGGAUUCAGACUCUAAUACUUAUCCUGAGCCGGAAUACGAGGCGGCCAUGUGAGGAUACGAUUAAUCGCCUGCUCGCCAAAAACUGUGUCAGAUUUUAUUUGGGAGAGCGGAAAAGCCAUUGGCUGCAAGCCUGCGCAUGUGCGCAUACAAAGACAGGGUGUAAUGUAAAGCUUUGAACUGAUACAAAAAGGCCACGCUCUUUCUCGCCGCCCUAGUGGUCAUGUGUGUAUCUUGCAUGUACUGAAUAUUUUAUUAAAAAUUCAGUUUUAAAGAUUUUUAACAGGCUUUUAGCCUGAAUGUACAGAAUUAACACUCUUGUCGGAGCUGUUUGAAAACCGAAUCUUCAGGUGGAAGUGUUUUGUGACUUUCUCUAUUGGAUUUUUUUUUGUUUUAACUAAGAGUGAUUGUCUCCAGGCUACAGGUUUCAUGUGUUUUUGGUUUUUCAGUUCUGUAUGUUUACUUCAAGCAUUCCUAAAAUAAAUUCUCAGGUAUUUUAAUAGAUGCUCCUCUCUGUUCAGAAUAUAUUAGGAAUGAAGAUAAUCACACACAGACUAGAAACAGAUGCAGAGUUUUCACUUUUUCUGCAAUGAAUUUGAAGAAAUUCAUCGGAAAUCUCUGGAUUAUCUCAGUUUACAAGGUAAAAUUAGGGAUGCACUAAUAUAAGAAUAUUUAUCAUUAUUUUCAUAUCAGGUCACACUUGUUUUAAAGGAUUAGUUCACUCCUGAAUUAAAUAUUUGAGAAUGAGAGAUUUUACUGACUCCCAUGUCAUACAAGAUGUUAAAAAAAAAAGGAAUAUUUGAGGAAAAUAUUCCAGGAUUUUUCUUCAUAUUGUGGAUUUCAAUGGGGAUCAGCGGGUUGAAAGUUCACUAUAUGGAGAAAAGUACUGUCAUGUUUUCUUGAAAAACCUUAAUUUCUUUUUGAAUGAAAAAAAGAAAGACAUGAACAUUUUGGAUGACAUAGUGUUGAGUAAAUUAUCAGGAAAUUUUAAUUCUGGAAUGAACUAAUCCUUUAAACGCUCAUAAUAGAAUUAAAAUUAAAUAUUAAAUAUUGACCAAUGUAUUGUAUAAAAAUUGUCUUGAACUAAUAAAUUAUUUUCAUGUCAAGCUCAAUAACCAUUAAAUGGUUGAUAUUAAAGCAUGCCAUUUUGUCUAAAUUAAUUAAAAAAUUAUUAAGGGCUAAAACUAAAGCUAUGCAUCACAUCAUUAUAAAAUAUUGUGUAAAAAAUGGAGAUUCAUUUUGAGAUUACAUUUAUGCCGUUAAGUGACUGAUAGAGACAAUCUAAAUGGAAAAUUUGGCAGAAAUGAGAAUAACUGAUAAAUAAAGCUGGCAAAUCAAAACUCAAUGACAGAUGAAAGCAAAGUUAAUCAAAAUAUUUAAUGAAUAUGUAAUGAGCAUUUCAAUUCUAUGGAAAUCUGCAGGCAUAUUUUUGAUAUACUUUGAGAUAAAAAUAUAUAUUCAGGUUAUAUCAGGCUAGACAUUUAGUUUGUUAGAAAAUAAACAAGUAACAAAGCUAGCAAUCUGAAAUAAUCAUCGUUCAACUGGAUUUUUUCAGGAGGUUUUGUUAAAAAAAAUUAAGGAUUCAGUAAUCUUAAAUUUAAAAUUUACUCCCCUUUAAGACAUCCAAGAUGUAAAUGAGUUUGUUCAUUAGAAUAGAUAUGGAAAAAUGUAGCAUUACAUCACUUGCUCACCAAUGGAUCCUCUGCAGUGAAUGGGUGCCGUCAGAAUUAAAGUCUAAACAGCUGAUAAAAACAUCACAAUAAUCCACAAGUAAUUGACACAACUUCAGUCCAUCAAUUGACAUCUUGUGAAGAAAAGAUGUUUUCAUUUCAAACCAUUGGUUCCAGCUAAAAUAUGAGUCCUCUAUCCAUUAUAGUUUUAAGUGAAAAGGUCAUUUUGUCUGAAUGAGGAGAGAAAUAUGCAGCAUUUAAAAGUGAAAACAGCCUAAAAGAGUUCUAAACAACGCUACAGUGGAGGAAGUGUUAUCAUGGACUGCUAUUUUAGCCAGAAGCAAUGGUUUAAAGUUAAAACACUUACAAAUGUCUUGCAAAGGUAAAAGCUGCAUGUUUGUAUGAUUGACUGAGGUCCUGUGGAUUACUGUGGUGUUUGGAUGGCUUAAGGUUCAGUGAACUUUAAUUUUGUUGGAGAUGAAUUACUCCUAAUGUGUUUGUUUACUUUGUGUUUUUGGCUAGAUCUUAAUGGAGACUGUUCAAAAAUGUCUUUUAUUGCAGUGUUCUGUUUUUGAUUAUAGAUUGGCUUUGGUAUCUGAACAUUUUUAAGGCGUAAAAUGACAAUCUUUGUUCUCCUCAGAAGAAAAUAUGCAAUUACGGAGCGAACACAAUGCAAGCAGGAUUGUGCAAUGAAAAGGACAGGACAGGUCAAGCAAACCGCCGUGCUGGACGAUCUCAGACUAUGUUGAACUCGCAGACGGACGCUCUCUCAUCGCGACAGCUCUCGUCCAGCCAUUUCCCACCGGAAGCGGCGGAGAGUACGGCGCAGUUCUCGGCGCUUCCGCCGUCGGGCUGCGGGAGUUUCCAGUUCUUGUAGCGAAUGUUUGAGCCCGCCUGGUCCUUCCACACGCCCUCCGUCUGCAUGUCAUUGAUGCCCAGCCAGAUUUCAGCGUCUGGUCCGAUGCUCUGGCGCACGUAAUCGUAGAGUUGCGUGUUUUCGUCAGAAGACAGUGGAGUGCUGAGGAUUCCUCCCUUGGCGAUGCAGUCUUCAUUGGCCGCGUGGUAGCGCUUUUUUACGGAGUCCACCAGAAAACACUUACCAGGGAUCUUUGUGCCUCUCAGACAGACUGGCGGAGAAUAAAGACGCGCGUGUUUAGGUUCUUUAAAUGCCUUAUAAAAUGUACAAAAGCAUUUCUGUUGUCUUUUUAAAAUAAAAUAAAGUGUAAUGUAUUCUA